AUGAUAACCCAGCCUUCAAACCAGCAGCCUCGCGAAGAAUCCGAGCCAGUAUCGGACGACGAGACCAACAGAUCCAACGCAAUGAGACACGUCGCCACGACACAAGAGGCAACCCCCCUGACCUGUCAACACAGAAACACCGAGCCCGUCUGGAAAUCCGACUUAAGGACCGGCAUGAGCACUAAGAGACCAAAGAACCUCUCCGCCCUAUUUGAAAUGAAGCAACUCGAGGACGAACCGCUACUGAGUUAUCUGGAUAGAUUCAAGAGCGCGCUGCUUGACCUCGACGAGAUUCCCGGAGCACCCCAAAUCUCAGAACCAGUACUUGUCCAAGCCCUCGGAAACGGACUCCAGUACGAAUCUGGAUUUUGGGAAGACCUCCGUCUCUGCCCCCUCCCGACCUUGAAGGACGCCUUCCUUCGCGCCGAAAACUACAUUCGCAUCGAGCAAGAUAUCCCGCAGCUACGCUUCGACCCAAAAGAUCCUCGGAUCCAGUUGAGAAACAAGAGAAGGUCAUCAUCCCUCCACCCAGGAAAAUCCAUGCAUAAAGCAUCAAGAUGCCGUCACGAAUCAUCCCCUUGCCGAGAUGAUACUCCUGUCUACGACGACGAGACCGGAAGAAACGUGGAGAAUCGUGGGAGGACCGAACGCCAUGCAUCUCCGCAGUGUGCAUUCUCAGAUCAAAAGAUAUUCGAGAUUAUUGUUGACAUUCGGAGGACCCCCUUUGACGAGCCGCCUCUCCGAGCCAUGAGAAGACAGAAAUACACAUCGCCGCAAGAACAAAGCGCACACUUCUACCAAGCCCUCGCCGAACACUUGCGCGGCGACGCCGUAACACGGUUCAGCAACCUCCGGGCCGACUCCAUCGACAACUUCGACGAUCUGGCAGCUGCCUUCCUAAAGCAACACCUCCGUUUCGCACUAGACGACCUCAUCUUUUGCAAAACCGAUGAUGAUACGAUCUACGGUCUCGGCAAAUUCGGCUUCGAUUGGGAAGGACCAUUCCGCAUCGCGAAAGUUGUCAAGCCAGGAGUCUAUCAGCUGGAAGACAACUUAGGCAUCACGUCCGAUCGGCUCUGGAGCUCCUCGGAUCUGCGCAAGUUUCACGACUAG
Microthlaspi erraticum is the source of this 1113-nucleotide messenger RNA. The record is from the annotation of a GenBank genome assembly. Lineage: Eukaryota; Viridiplantae; Streptophyta; Magnoliopsida; Brassicales; Brassicaceae.